This is a messenger RNA of Endocarpon pusillum Z07020, 1818 nucleotides long. RefSeq lists its product as uncharacterized. Gene Ontology annotation, cellular component: ERMES complex. The transcript has 2 exons. Gene Ontology annotation, biological process: mitochondrion organization; phospholipid transport. The record is from RefSeq and is a predicted model, not a curated record. Lineage: Eukaryota; Fungi; Ascomycota; Eurotiomycetes; Verrucariales; Verrucariaceae. Bases 1 to 1818 code for a protein of 605 amino acids. Gene Ontology annotation, molecular function: lipid binding.
AUGGCAUUCAGCUUCAAUUGGUCGCCUUUGACCGCCGACGCAUCAUUCUAUGCGAGAGCUCAAGAACUGUUGACGACCGCGUUGAAUAAGUCGCCAAAACCACCGAUCAUCGUCGACGACAUCUUGGUCAACGAGCUUAACCUAGGCCAUGUACCUCCUGAGCUUGAGAUUCUGGAGAUUGGGGAUCUGGCCGAAGACCGAUUUCGAGGCAUCUUCAAAAUGAGCUACAAUGGGGAUGCAUUCUUGACCCUGAAGACCAAGGUCCAAGCAAACCCGCUGAAUACGUACCUGUUGACGCGGCCUUCGUUUGCUUCCCCACAACCUCUGGCAGCAGCGACCGGCCUCACCAUACCUCUACAGAUCACAUUGUCUGAGAUAAAACUAUCGGGCUUCAUCAUACUUGUCUUCUCGAAACAGAAAGGCCUGACAUUAGUAUUCCGAAAUGACCCUCUUGAGUCGCUCAAGGUUUCGUCCACCUUCGAUUCAAUACCAUUCGUUAGGGACUACCUGCAGAAGGAGAUUGAAGGCCAACUGCGGAUCCUGCUUAUGGAUGAGCUGCCAGCCAUAAUACAUCGUUUAUCCCUUAGACUAUGGGUGCCAGAAUAUCGCGCAAGAGAGGAGCAGGAGACAUCGGAGGCUUCUACAUUAUCUCAGGAAGAGCCCAUCAUUGACCCAUUUGCUUCUCCUCCCCAAGAUCCUGUGGACUCCCAUGGUCAUAAGCUAAAUCCAUCCGAGAUCGCCUCGUUAUCGAUAGAGACAGGCAUAGAGACACAAUCGUUGUUCUCGCAAAAGAAUCUGCUACGCCUCGCGACCCUUACCGAUUCACACAGAACGCUUUCCCUCUUCACGCCUUCAUUUCAAGAUGUUGUUUUCCGGGCUUGGGCAGGUCCUACGGAACGCGGGGAAGUUGGAGGACUACGAUCGCCAGCUAUCACACCAGCCUUGUCACGGAGUCACUCGUACUCUGCCAGCGCUAGUACAACUUACACAUCCGACAGUGCCUCUCAAAGCAGGCCAGGCUUACAGAGCUUCGGAUCGCAUUCCUAUGGUCUCGGUAUGGGAGCGAGCCGGCAAUCAAAGGGACACGGAGCUCGUCAGCGAAAGAAGCGCGUAGUAAAUCUGCGGAAGAAGCCUCAGACGAACGAGAAUGCAUCUGUUAGUGAAGAUGGAUCAAACUUCACUGAUAGUGCUAGUGUGACGGACAGCACUGGUGAUGCACCUUCCAUAUUCUCUGCACCUCCUGCUCUGGCGCAUGAGCCCCGUGACGAGGAUGUCGACCCUGUAACACCGCAGCGGAGUCCAUAUGCAACGAUAAGGCAAGGGAAGCGUGCCAUUAGUGGCUUAAGCGAUCAGACAUGUGUCGGACGGGGCACUGAGGGAUCGCAGCAAACACGUCGAAAUUUAGCCGGUGCAUUUAUUACCAAUAUGCCUGAUACCAGCCUUAACGUGAAGCGGGAUACACUUAGCGAUAAACGUGGUUGGGAAUCCAAGCUGGAGCCACUGAAUGAUCUCGACGCAACCCCACGAGCAUCAAUGGUACUUCCUGAAAAGCCCAGUUUGACGCAUACUCAGCAGCAAGCUCGUGUUGCCUCUGCCUACAAAGAGAAGCAUCAGGAAGCUGGACCUUCAUCUGCUGGUCAGAAUGCUCCGCUUCCCAAUUUCCUACAAUUUAUCACUGACCCAGGAAACGGGGGCACCAUAGUGGAGCAGGCGUGGAUGGUGAAGAUGGCUGGUGAGAUUGCCCGACGAUAUCAGGAGGAACGAGAGAAAAUCAACAUGGCUGGUGACGCUGAAGCCCCUCCUGCUUAUGUUGGAUAA